ACUAAUAAUUCCUAAUUUUGUUUUUAUCCCUCCGAUUGCUCAGCCACAGUCCUAAUAUUAUUUAUAGGAUUUUCUUUAAAUUUCACAUCUGUGUGGUUGCACGAUCGCGUUAAAAUGCCGAAAAUUGGUUGACGAAGUUCGGCAUAAUAUUCCGUUUUAGGAAAAUUGAAGAUAAUAACAUUGACAGACAUGGCGACAGAGAUAAGUCAAAGCAAAACAAUCUGCAUUCUGGCUGUUGUAGCAGGAUGUUUCGCCAUUCUAUGGCCAUCUUUAUUUUAUCCAAUGCUAAAAGGAUCAUUUGCACCUCAGACUCACACAGGCUGUUGCAAUGUGCUGUCCAGUACGGACGUGAAUAUAGUUAAAAUAGUAAUGGAUAUAUGUGAUCGUGUAAUUGAUACAACGGACAGAAAAACAAAAUUGGAAAAAUGUCGUCACGAUAUUUUCAACACAUGUGCUAUCAAUAUAACUGAUUUAAUCAAUGAAAAUAAGGUUGGCAAAAUUUCGCACAAUAAACAUUUAAUCGACGAAAUUAGAUCUUUGAAUGGAUCUCUAUGCCUAAAAUAUCAUUAUGGAGUUUCCUUGACAAGCUUGGGGGUUACACAUAGACUUAAAGAAAGCGAUUCUUUAAUGAAUAAUAUUCCGCAAGAAAGAACUCCUGUUCACUUAAGGGCCUCCAAAGCAACAAUGCAUCCAGCAUUAAUGGAAAAAGGACGAGCAAUUCCCCAACCUCAUAUUGGACCUAGACAUAGUAGUCCAACUCCUCACAGUUUCAAACCACCAAUUCCAGGAUCAAGACCGACAAUGGGCGGUAUGGGCGGCACCAGUAAUAAAAUCGCUGGAGGAGAUGGUGGUGGUGCCAUGAAUAUACUAAUGCCAAUGUAUACAAUUGGAAUACUUCUUUUUUUUGUGUAUACUAUGAUGAAGUUGUUAUCAAAAAAAGACGACGUUGAAGAUACUAUUGAUGAUAAAUAUUCUUCACAUUAUCCUUAUGGCAGAGAUAGUAAAUCAAAGCUACAGCCGCAGAAUCUUCCUACAAAAUUAGGGUUCAUUGAAAAGGAUACGAGGGAUUUAGAAAUAGAUGCGCUCCGUCGCAAGCUAGAAGAAACAGAGGCUGCGAUGGAACGCAUUGUUAAGCAAAUGAUAUUGGCGUCUGAGUGCAAUGGGAUGGAUGGGAAUAAGGAGUUUAAAAACGAAAAUAUUGAUGAGGGGGAAAGUCCGACAAAUACGUUAUCCAAUGACAACGUAAAUGAUACGAUUACUACUAAAAAGUCUACACCAUCAGAGGAAUCAAAAAGCAUUAAAUCUUUAAACACUUCCGAACUAUACGAUGAAAAUACUACAGAUUCCGAAAUUUCCGUAAAAAAAAUCAUUCAAGUGGUCAAUAUGGAAACAUCUGAAAGUGUUGGUGGUGGUCAUUGUUGGACUCCGACUGAAAAAGAGAAAAUACCUUCUAAAUGUAAAACAGCAUCUAUAGAAGAGCCCAUUUCUCUACUCAUUCCUGGUAUGAUUCCUAAGAACUCUCAAGUUUUAAUAAGCGAUGGUCCACUCAAUACUCCCUCAGAAACUGAGGAUCACGAAGCAGUAAUUUCAAGCAAAGUUACAUUAUCAUUAAUACCUGACGACCGAGUAGAGGAAUACCUAACUGGUGAUGAAGCAGAAGAUGAUAAUACUACUUCAACACUACCAAACAUUAACUAAUAUGGCAAAAAAUGAAAACAUAAACGUAUGAUUUACCUAUAUUUAAUAAUUAUAUGUCGAGUAAAUAUAUUCAAUGUACAUGCACGAUUUUAAAAUAGGUAAUGUUUGGGGAUUUGACGAGAGUAAUAAUAUGGGAAUAGGACCGUAUAUUAUGAAAGUUUUUAAUUGCACAUUUACUAUGCACUUAAAUAUUUUGAGGUAGAUUUUAAUGUUAUAACUUUAUGAAUGAGCCAUUAUAAUGAACUUUUCAAUGUAUGUUAACAAAUAUGUGAUCAGUAUUAUUUUAUGUAUACCUAGUUUGUCAAUUUAUAAGUACAUUUUUUUGUUACUUUUGAAGUACUUUAGACUGAUAAUGUUGCCAAAUGUUUAGCAAAUAUUUCUUGAAUUUAUUGUACUUUACCUGUAAUAAAUAUCUGAUGUGUCAAAUCAAAAAA
Acyrthosiphon pisum (pea aphid) is the source of this 2132-nucleotide messenger RNA. It is a transcript of the gene RIC-3, whose product is annotated as RIC3 acetylcholine receptor chaperone. Bases 190 to 1698 code for a protein of 502 amino acids. Lineage: Eukaryota; Metazoa; Arthropoda; Insecta; Hemiptera; Aphididae. Gene Ontology annotation, biological process: synaptic transmission, cholinergic; protein localization to cell surface. The transcript has 10 exons. Gene Ontology annotation, cellular component: neuronal cell body; intracellular membrane-bounded organelle; neuron projection. The record is from RefSeq and is a predicted model, not a curated record.